GGAUUCACAUUGUAUACAAACCAGGAUUAGGUUGGAUUAUUUGAAAAUAUGAGACCCAACAAUAUUAUUAAAGGAUUCACACAAGUUGGUCACGUUCGGUGUUUGUUACGUCACUAUGGCAGCGCGUAUAGGAUCGGGACGAAAGGAAAAUUCGAGGUUUCUGACGGAGAUAAUAAAACAGACGAAGAAAUCUAUCGCGCAAGUGUCGAACAUGCGGUAACAUCCAAAGCACGGUCCCCACUAUAUGGCUUCGAAUAUGGGACCAAACAUGGAGCGACAGAACUACCCAAUAAUAAAUACAUUGGGAAAGAUUUGCCAAGAUAUGGAAGUUAUAACAAGUAUUUAGUUGAAGCUGAACGAACGAGAAUCCGGAACCGAAAAUUAAAAUUAAAUUGGAAGACGAUGGAUUAUUGGUGGAAGAAACAUAAUGGGUUCGUGAACUUUGUUGAUAUCGGAAUGGGGGAACCACCAGACCAAGUAUCAAAGAACACGAAGAUGAAAGAGUUACAACGACUUAAACAAGAUGACACGAGGGAACAACAAGCAAGACGAGGACAAUUGAAACUCAACAUUGAUGAAGUGAUGAAUGAAUUCGAGGAAACCAACGAAUGUGCGUCCGAGAUCCAUCGGGUGGCGCACCACUACGGGGUUUUUAAAGAUUUAUUUGGACACGCCCAUUUUUAUCCCCGCUUGCGCAUGGAGGUCGGGUACAAAGAUGGAGGCUCAUUCAUUAACCCCGUGCAUUAUGGGAAUGAAAUAUCACCAAGCGAAGCAUCAACACAACCAGAAGUUACGUACCAAAGUGAGGCCGAUGGUUUAUGGAGUUUGUUGUUGCUUAACUUGGAUGGAAAUAUUGAAGAUAAUGAUAAAGAAUAUCUUCACUGGUUUGUCACCAACAUAGAGGGUGAUGACAUCACAACGGGGGAAACGAUCAUCGACUACCUUCAACCUCUCCCCCCUCGCGGGACCGGCUACCAUAGAAUGGUGUUUCUAUUGUUUAAACAAACCAACAAACUCAACAUUCAACCUCACGAACACCCGUGCCCUUUACAAGAUCGGUCGUUCCGCACCAGAGACUUCUACAGACAACAUGAGGAAACGAUUAUCCCGAUGUCGUUACGAUUCUAUCAGAGCAGUUGGGAUGUAUCAGUUAGGGGGAUUUACCAUCAAAUGGACAUGGGGGAGCCUGUGUACGAGUUUGUACCACACGAUAUCGAUAGACUGAGCCCGUUAACAAAGUUUCCCGAAGGCAAGACGAUGGGGUGGCUACGGAGGUUUAUGCCAGACGAAGUUGUUUAUCCGGGUGGUGGAAGUUAUACUUGAUGUUGAAUAAAAUGUCACAACGUGGA
Molecule: messenger RNA, 1349 nt
Organism: Ciona intestinalis (vase tunicate)
Lineage: Eukaryota; Metazoa; Chordata; Ascidiacea; Phlebobranchia; Cionidae
Source: RefSeq, a predicted model, not a curated record